This is a messenger RNA of Daktulosphaira vitifoliae (grape phylloxera), 1555 nucleotides long. RefSeq lists its product as uncharacterized. The coding region runs from base 115 to 615 and encodes 166 amino acids. NCBI's taxonomy places the organism in Eukaryota, Metazoa, Arthropoda, Insecta, Hemiptera, Phylloxeridae. The record is from RefSeq and is a predicted model, not a curated record. The transcript has 3 exons.
GUUGGCUAGGUUCCCUACUGUGGUCUCUACAGAGUAUAAAAAGGAAUUAAGGAAUAACUUUGGAUUAUAACAUUUUGAUUUGUUCUAAAGUACACUGACAAAUACUAAUUUAAUAUGAACAUCGCAGCUUAUGUUGUUUUAUUAAUUUUGUCAGCAGUGGCUAAUGGUGACGAUGAAAUUAUCAAUAAAAAAGAAAACUCGCCUAGUUUAGACACACACUUAGAGCCAAGUAUUAAAUACUAUGGAUACAACAAUGAUAAUUAUCAAAAUGUAAAUAAACAUGCAUACCACUUAUUUAACACUCCGUAUUAUCAACAGAAUCAAGAAAAUACAGUUAUGUAUCCUUCAAAUUACCAGCAAGUACCAAUCGGAAAUAUCGAUUAUUCUUUUGAUCAAUAUUAUUUACCAAAUUUGAAUGACCCACAAUCCCUUCAGAGUUUUUAUGACCCAUACUAUAACCAACAAGAACAAAAAUCGCAGCAAGUUAUAUCAAGUCCAGGUACUAGACCGAUUCGUCCACCACCACCGAUUCCAUUUUACCAUGGCUCUAUGUACCCUCAAACCACUACCGAGCCUAAUUGCCUUCCUAAAUUAAUUUUAAACAACGCACUGUAAUCAGUUCAUAUCGCUAUAUCAAACUUCCAUUGCAUAUGAAUGAUUAAAACGAUGGGAAAAUAUUUCAAAUUUCUAUUAAUAACUAUUAAUUAUAUUUAGUUUAAAGUUUAUUACAAAUUUUAUUUAUUGUAAAAUAUUUAUUAUAUUAUAGUAAUAGUUAUUAUUGUUGGUCGAGGAAGUCCUUCAAGUUGGAUAACUAAAAUGUUACCAGUGAUACAAUUUUUUAACAUUGGCAACGAACUUUAUACCUUACUAAACUUUAUAAAUAUAAGUAUAAGUACUAAUUAAAAAAUAUAUAUCAAAAUAUUAAUAUAUGUAUGUAAAAGUGCGCAUUUUAUACUAUUGUAUAAAAGUAUAGCGUUUGAAUAAUAUUGCUACCUAUAUAUUAUACAAACGUUUUCUACUCAAUAUCAUGUUUACAAAAAGUAAACUUUAUGUAUUAUUAAUAAAAUAUAAAACAUACAUUUUACAUAAUAAACUCAAGAAUAUUUAUGUAGUUGAGAAAAUGUGCUAAACACAUAAAAGUUUUUUUUAUACAUCCGAAAUUAUGGUUUUUACAUCUUAGAAUUAAAUUUGAAAAAAUAAUGAGUAAUAGUGUCUUUUCUGUUCAAGUAGUCUGAAUAAAAAUAUUAAUUUGCACUUUUUUUGGAAAAACGUUUUUUUCAUAUAAAUGGUACAGGGAAAAACGGUAGGAGUACAUUUUUGGAUUUUGAUAUUAUAGUUUGAUUUAACAGUCCAUUAGCUAUAUUAUCAAGUAAUGGAAUUUAUUCGACGAAAAAUAUUUUUAUAUUUCUGAUAUUUAAAUGUCUAUUUUUGUUUAUCACUAAAAGGAGAGAAAUUAAUAACUUCAUUUUUGCUCUUCUAAAAAUUUUACAGAAAUGGACUACUACCCUUAUCCCAUUCAUAUACUUUUAUCAUAAACUAAAAAUAAAUAAAUUAU